GCUGCUUGAAAAAUCUCUCAGUUUAGGACUUGGAUCCUUGGAGUCCGGAUUAAUUACAACUUUUCAGCAUUCCUGCUAUGAUUUCUACACAGCACUAGCCCAAAGCAGCCCAAAGAAUAAUGGAAGAAUUCCAAGAAGAGGAAUCUGAACUCAAAGAAGAUGAAGACUGUUCUCUUGCCUCUGACUCAGGGGUACCUGUGUUUAAAUUACUGCAGAAAUGGGUUCCUAAGGCUGCUCACUAUUUUGACAAAGAACAUUAUCAUUACGCUGGCCAUCAGAUCACCAUUCAAGAAUCCAUCGAAAACUAUGGAGCUGUAGUGUGGCCUGGUGCUCUUGCUCUGUGUCAGUAUCUGGAAUCAAAUCAACAAGAAAUCAACCUUAAAGACAAGAGAGUACUUGAAAUUGGAGCUGGGACAGGCCUGGUAUCUAUUGUAGCAAGUAUACUAGGUGCUUACGUUAUAGCUACCGACUUGCCUGAGGUACUUGACAAUCUGGAGUUCAAUCUUUCAAAAAACACACGCAACUUGAAUGUUCGCAAGCCUGAAGUAAGAAAGCUAGUUUGGGGAAAGAAUCUCAAUGAAGACUUCCCUAAAUCAACCCAUUGUUAUGAUUUUAUUGUAGCUACUGAUGUUGUGUACCACCACACAGCUCUGGAUGCUCUGCUAGCCACAAUGACCUACUUGUGUCAGCCUGGGACAGUCUUGUUAUGGGCAAACAAAUUCAGAUUCAGCACAGAUUAUAAGUUUUUGGACAGAGUUUGCAGCAUAUUCAAUAUCACACAACUAGCAGAUUUUCCAGAGUCAAAUGUCAAGUUGUUCAUAGGCACAAUAAGAGAAAAUUAAGACCUGAAAGAGUGCCAGAAUCCUGAUCCAAUAGUUGCAGCCUAAACGUUUACAAAGCAGUAGUUUUAAAGACUUUAAUAGCUCCACUACAGAGUGGUACAUUCAAGAUAGAAUUCCAAGACUAUCUCCCGAUAAUGGGUAGUUAUCUUCUCUUCCUAAAAACCUGUACAAAAGGAGUCAAAUAAGUAGGUUCUAGUAGUGAAUGCUGUCUUUUGCUCAUACAGUCAUUUUGCAAAUGAUUAACUGGGUAUGUUCACCAUCACCUAAUUGCAUCCUUUUGUGACUAACCACAUUCUGUCACCCUGGAGGUUUUCAUAGAACUAUUUUCAUUGCACUUGAAAGUUUAACUCCACUGUUAUGGCUCUAACUGCAUCCCGUUGCUAGAAACAGAAAGGAGGGGACCAUUUUGACUCCACAAGUCCCAUGUUACUAUAGAAAGCAACUUGAUUAAUACAAAUUUGGUGUAGUGUACCUGGGGAGAUAAAGAGGAAACCACAGCAUUUCAAAUUAAAUACAGGGUUGUAAGUAUGCACAGCAUUUCUGUGAGGACAAUCCAGAUAAUGGGGCUACUAUUACUUUUUCAGCAUAAAAUAAUCAACCGAUCAUUACAGUGCCUUCCAAAAGUAAUCAGACCCCUGACCAAUGCUCUCAUAUUACUGAAUUACAA
This is a messenger RNA of Rhineura floridana, 1509 nucleotides long. RefSeq names its product methyltransferase 21C, AARS1 lysine (gene METTL21C). The transcript is spliced from 5 exons. Gene Ontology annotation, molecular function: protein-lysine N-methyltransferase activity. Lineage: Eukaryota; Metazoa; Chordata; Lepidosauria; Squamata; Rhineuridae. Gene Ontology annotation, biological process: peptidyl-lysine methylation. Gene Ontology annotation, cellular component: cytoplasm; cytosol. Bases 120 to 842 code for a protein of 240 amino acids. The record is from RefSeq and is a predicted model, not a curated record.